GUUAGGAAUUUUUAAAAAUCCAAUUUCGAGAAAUGACUGCAAAAAUCGACGAUCUUUUGGACUCGAGACCGAAACCGUGUAUUUGUACAAUACAAAGAAUCGAAGAAAAUGAACAGCAAUUCCUUUUGCCUUUGGAUUCGUUCGAUGCUAUUGAACAUCUUGAAAAUUCAAUGAAGGACCAACAAUCUCGACAACAAAUGAUCCUUUUGCUGCUCCGUAUCGGUGGAAUAAAUCUCCAGAAAACGGUUUAUGCAAUAAUGGAAAAGUUAUUCUCAUACGAAAUUGGAACUAAGUUCACUUGGACGGGAAAAUCCUCAAAAGGAAUCGAGAAAGCUAAAUUUUCUGAUCUGAAGAAUAUCUAUGCUGCAAUCUCUGGUGCCGUCCUCGGUAACAAAGACCUUGCUGGUGAUGAGAAAACUACAGUUAAAGUGCAGUAUCAAGUAACCGAGUGGCUUCGUAACUGUCAGCAGAAUUUGAAAAGUCAAAUGUAGUUGAUGAACAAAUAAAACAUUUGAAAAAUGUG
Daphnia magna is the source of this 523-nucleotide messenger RNA. RefSeq lists its product as uncharacterized. The record is from RefSeq and is a predicted model, not a curated record. NCBI's taxonomy places the organism in Eukaryota, Metazoa, Arthropoda, Branchiopoda, Diplostraca, Daphniidae. The transcript is spliced from 3 exons. The coding region runs from base 33 to 491 and encodes 152 amino acids.